Messenger RNA from Cololabis saira (Pacific saury), 777 nucleotides. It is a transcript of the gene ccdc172, whose product is annotated as coiled-coil domain containing 172. Gene Ontology annotation, cellular component: cytoplasm. The transcript is spliced from 8 exons. The record is from RefSeq and is a predicted model, not a curated record. Bases 1 to 777 code for a protein of 258 amino acids. NCBI's taxonomy places the organism in Eukaryota, Metazoa, Chordata, Actinopteri, Beloniformes, Belonidae.
AUGAGUUUAGACUCGCUGUAUCACCAAAUGCUUCUCACUGAGCAGCAUUUAAGCAACCAAACAAAACAGUUCAAAGAUGUGAAAGUGGCCAUCAUCAGGUGUAAGGAGAAGGUCAAAGGUGCUGUUGAGAAGUCUGAGAGGAUCAGCGCCGAGCUGCAGGAGAAGGCCCAGCAGUUGUCUGCAGCGAGGCUGCAGUGCGAUCUGAAGAAGAAGUGUGAGGAGCAGACGCUGAAGCAAAUUGAGGAGCUGCUCUGUCAGAACAGCCAUCUCGGGGAACAUCUAGCCAAGAUAAGGAGGGAAUCCAAAGAAGAAGAGGAAAACUUCCUUCAAGAGAUUUCAAGGUUCAACAGUGACUUCAGUCUUCGGGGAAACAGAGCGACAGUGUUCGAGAGCCAAACACAAACCCACCUCCUGGCCUUGGAGAGGGAGGUGGAAGCAUUACACAAAGAGAUGAAGUUGAUGAGCCGCAGGAACGGCCACAUGAGUUCCAUCGAGGAGGAAAAGAGGGCCCUCGUGCUUGAACUUCAGGCUCUGGAGAACAAAGACAAAGACGUGGAUCGACAGUUGACGGAGGCUCAAGUGACGACACAAUCCCUGAGAUCUGAGAGCCGGUUCGUCAGUCAGAAGCACCUGACUGACAGCACAUGUCUGAGACUGAGGAAAGAGUUGGACACGUAUAAAGAAGGAGAACUGGAACAUCUGAGGGAUGAUCUCAGCUCCCAAAUACAGUUUCUGCAGUCGAAGCUGGACAGCAGCCAGGAUAAAGAGCAGCAGUAG